Papilio xuthus (Asian swallowtail) is the source of this 2410-nucleotide messenger RNA. RefSeq lists its product as uncharacterized. NCBI's taxonomy places the organism in Eukaryota, Metazoa, Arthropoda, Insecta, Lepidoptera, Papilionidae. The coding region runs from base 127 to 2343 and encodes 738 amino acids. The record is from RefSeq and is a predicted model, not a curated record. The transcript is spliced from 19 exons.
ACGUACAACAAAAUUCGAAUAUGUCACAAUUGUUUUCAAAUUUGGUUUACACUGUUUUAUAAAAAUAUAAUGGCUUGGUUUUUACAAUAAAUAUCAAAGGCGAACUUACAACUGGAUAUUAUAAUUAUGAUGUCUGAUAUGGAAACUUCCAUAAGAGGAUUUUCAUUUAUGCCGGGAACGGAGGUCAAAAUUAAAGGUUUAGAUUUACAGUACGUAGAAGACAGCGAGCUAGAGAGAGCAUGGAGAUCGAACCGACGUGAACGGGUAAAGCUGCAAGAAGAAAAAAUAUGGAAUGAAUUUAUUGAAGAGCAGGAUAUUGUGCGGACUGUUUAUGAAAGUGAUCCAUAUCAAUUUAUUGAACAACUCUCAGAAUCUUGUUUGAAUGAAUUAUUGCAAAAUCAUUUAAAAAAGGUACAACAGAAAGAAAACAAAACAGAAGAUGAAACAAAUGGAAAAGAUGAAGAUAUUUCACCUGGUGAAGAAAGUCCUGUAUCCACAGAGAGCACAGAAAAUGAAAAAUGUGAUGAUGAUAACAUAUUCCACAUAUUUCAUGAGGACAAAGAUGAUGAGGGGUUUUCAGCUAAUGAAGAAAUAUUAAAUGAUUCUGCGGGUAGUCCUCUGUGCACUGUUAGAGAGAAACAGGAAGAAAUAGAAGAACAGGCGAUGGAAACAAAACCAACACCGGAAAAAGAUACAUGUAAUGCAGCAAAUCCUCAGUCAACAAAUAUAAAUAGUGUUCUAGAAAAUAGUAUAUAUUGCGCCAAAGUAAAAGAUCUAAGGGUCAGGAUCUCCGAAGAAAUACUCAGCAUUAUCACUUCAUUAGAACGUCUUGAUAUAUAUAACAUAGAUCCGGAAGAGUUGAAGAAAAUACAAAAAAGAUCUGCCGAAUUCAAUUCUAGGUUCAGUCGGAUACAUGUUUAUCAGUUGCAGCGACAGAUCCAUGACUUGAAGCGUACCAGCAGUUCCCAGCUGCCGUACGGUCAGCACACUCAGCUGCAGGCGCACAUGCUGCGUAUUGUCUCCCUCCACCAGAACAUACUGCAAGCUUACUGCGCGUUUCACAAGUCGUUCUGUCAAACAAUCUGCAUUGGAGACGGGUCUCAGGCUGGCCUGGUGCUGGGCCAGCUGGUGCGCGAGAUACCGCCGCCCGCCCAGCACGCCAUCAAACAUCUAUACGCUGAUAACUUGGCGCUGUCAUGUGACAAGCUGGAUGAAGCUCUUGCCAAACAUAACCAGAGAACUGCUGACUUCAUCAAGAACGUUGAAGAUGAUAGAAACGGCAAUAAAACGCACAGAGGCAGAGGAAAGAAGUUUACAGGCGUAAAAACUUCGUCCAGAGCGGAUGGUAAACUGUCAAUGUAUUCGCUGGAAACUCUUCGAAUCAACUUGAAACCGAAGGCAUCUUCAACAAAGAAUAGUUUGUCAAGUGCCAACAAGUUGACGAGCACCACCAGUAAGACAAGUCAAAAGCAAAUGCCCAGGAAAGUGACAUCGCCCAAAGUAAAGAGGAAGUCACCGAUCAAAGUGCGGCCACGACGUGAUGACGCAGAUGUCCGUACCAUGGUGGAGGCCGUCACUGCGAGUCAUGUGAGCCUGGUACCCAGUGCGCUGCCCUCCCCGACCAAAGCACAAACAUCCCGCACCAAAGUGCCCACACCACGACAGAAACGAGUGGAAACUUCUAGAAGGAACCAGAAGAUGAAGAAACCCGCCGAAGUGAACACGAAAAUAGAAUCUUCUAGAAGAGAGCCAGCGUACGAGUCACCAAAAGAAGUGGUGAAGAGUAGCCGAGUGCUGUCUCCGGUCGUCAUGUAUGAACCAGAUACAAGCAGGAAUGAGAAGAGAUACAAGAUCCCGGACGCCGAACUCGCGAGUGCGGAAGUCAGCCGACUGUUGAGAGAAUUGUGUGGCGAUACAUCGGGGAACAAAAAUGAACGUAUUUCUGGUGCGAAGAAUGCACAACUUCACUGCGUAAGAACCGGCAGUCCGCGUCAGCAUACGACACCACAGCUUCUGCGGAUUUUAGAAGAGACUAUCCAAAAGAAAUCACCAAGGUCGAUGAAUGUGAGGUUGUCGACCAUAAAGGAUAAGGAGGCGGAGAAGUAUCGUAUGUCGUUUAACAUAUCAGAGAAGACAGUAGACAAUUUAUUCCAGUACAGAACUAAGUACGUUCAACAUAUGCUGACUAGUGCAAUGUAUGCCAACAGUGCGGUUGAGAAACCCUGGGAAAUGGUCAAUAGUGUAUCGGAUCAAAUCGUCGAUGAACUGCUGCUGAAGUGUGCAAAAGAGAUGGAGCUACGUCCGGUCAUACAACGCUUAUAUCAGAACGAGACAAAAGCAUAAAUAAUAAUAUACAUUUGGACGGUGGAUUUUUUUUAUCUCAAUGUUUUAAUAAAAUAUUUGAUCUGUA